Molecule: messenger RNA, 4566 nt
Organism: Aureobasidium subglaciale EXF-2481
Lineage: Eukaryota; Fungi; Ascomycota; Dothideomycetes; Dothideales; Saccotheciaceae
Exons: 3
Coding region: 1-4566 (1521 amino acids)
Biological process (GO): sulfate assimilation; amino acid biosynthetic process
Cellular component (GO): sulfite reductase complex (NADPH)
Molecular function (GO): sulfite reductase (NADPH) activity; sulfite reductase (ferredoxin) activity; 4 iron, 4 sulfur cluster binding
Source: RefSeq, a predicted model, not a curated record
AUGGCUUCCAUCUUGACUGCUGGAGAGGCUGUCGCACGCAUUUCAUACCUGGCCAGCGACGUUGUCGUCUCUGUCCAGCCAUCUCUUGCAACCGACUCCGAGUUCUCAAACUUCUUCACAACCUACCGCCAGAACAAGGCUUCAGGACUGGUCUCAACAUCUCCCGAGAUUAUCCCUGUCAAGCACAAUGCAGACCCGCUGCUCUCGGCCUUCCAGCCUCUUCGCUCAGGCAAGCUUGUAUCAGUGACAACAUCGUCCUCGAUCCUGGUCCGCUCCGUUCCCCACCUCUUCAAGCUUGCACAGUACCCGGUAGUGUUGCACGUUGCACUCCAACCCGCAGGCUACCCCGAUUACUCAGACAUUACCUCAAUCAGACAGUCAGGCUUUACUUUCCUCCAGUCUGAGUCAUUGCAAGAGGCUCAGGAUCUUGCUGUGACCGCACAUGCUUUGGCUAUCAAGUCAGGAAAGGGUGUCAUCCACUUCUUCGACUCUGCCAACAUUUCAAACGACAAUCCCAUUGAGCAAGAAGAUAGAGAGCUGGUUAGAAAGAUUUUGAAGAUUGAGCAACAUUCAGCAACUGCUUCCACCGAGUCCGGCCUCUACGCAGAUGACGGCAAGAUCGCCACCCGUACCAUUUCUGGCACUGCUACCGGUGUCAAUGGUUCAGCCACCCCUGAACGUACCGGAGCAUCCUCUGCGCCGAUAAGCGAUCGCGAGUCAUCAAGUGGCUCAAGCACCGACGGUCGCAACGGUAGCAGUGACAGCGGAUCCGUUGUCUCAUCCAACGCAACUUCCGUCGACUCUGUGCCAAGCCGUGCUAUCACUUCCGAGGACAUCGACACAUUCACCACUCAGAUUUGGUCUGAGUUGUACGAGUCCACUGGAAGAAGAUACAAGGCUUUCGAAUACUCUGGUCCUGAAGACGCCGAGUCGGCUGUUUUCUUAUUCGGAUCUGACACUGCUCUGUUUGCUCAAGAGGUCGACAAGGCCAACUCCUCAGACGAGUUCUACGGUGCUGGUAUCGUUACCGCUCGUCUCUACAGACCUUGGUUGGGCGCCAAACUUCUCGAGACUCUUCCCAAGAGCUUGAAGAGAAUCGCCGUCCUCGAGCAAAUCCGUCGCAAGACCACUCGUUGGGGACCCCUUCUUCUCGAUCUCCUUGUCUCUAUCAAGGCGUCAGGUAAUGCAGGUCCUCUGAUUGUUGGCCACCAGCUUGGCUACAUUGAGCCUUCCACAAUUCGCCAGGCGCUCAAGGGUAUCUUCCAGAACUUGUCUUCCUCCACUCCUAUUCAAAACCUCGAGAUCGGAAACCAUGAGGGUCCUAAGGAAGGCGAGAAGGAGUUCGAGCUUGAGCAACCAAAGGUUGAGAACGCUUACAUGAAGAUUCUUGAUCAGCUCUUCGGAGAUCGUCUCCAUGUGGCUAACAGAAUUGGCGCCGACAAUGCCGGCGUGUCGAACGAGAUCAGUGCAAAUCCUGAGUACGGAUUCGGUUCCCUCGUCGCUCGCUCUGAGCACAGAGAUCGCUUCAUUACUGAGGUGCAGACAGCAGCCAAGUCCGGUGACUUUGCCACCGACGCACCCAAGCAACAGCUCUCGAAGUGGCUUCUGGAGGCUCAGCAGGCAUCCAAGGCCAACAAUCUUGCGCCUGAAGUAAUCUCUGGUUUGACCAGCGACAACUCUCCUCUGGCCACCGAACUCCUCUCCAACAAGGGCCUUUUCUACAAGGAGUCGCAAUGGCUCAUUGGCUCGGAUGCAUGGGCCUAUGAUUUGGGUAACUCUGGUGUUCACCAUGUUCUUGCAUCUGACAAGAAUGUCAACAUGCUCAUCAUUGACUCACAGCCCUACUCUGAGAGAGCUGCUGCCGACGCCGCAAGAAGAAAGAAGGAUAUUGGUCUUUACGCCAUGAACUUCGGCAAUGCCUACGUCGCAUCAGUCGCUGUCUACAGCUCGUACACUCAAGUGCUGCAGUCCAUGUCUGAGGCUGAGCAAUUCAAUGGUCCUUCCGUUGUUGUUGCUUACCUACCCUACAGCAAGGAGACCGACUCGCCCCUGGCCGUUCUUCAGGAGACCAAGAAGGCCGUCGAUAUUGGUUACUGGCCUCUCUACAGAUGGAACCCUCGCGCCGAGGAGAAUGGCGAGGAGAACUUCCAACUCGACUCGGAGCGCAUCAGACAAGAGCUCAAGGCAUUCUUGAAGAGAGACAACUACCUCACUCAGCUUAUGAAGAGACAUCCUCAGUUCAGCGCCAAUCUCUCACAGUCUUAUGGCUCUGAGGUCCGUCAGCUUCAGAAGCGCAAGGCCAAGGAUGCCUACAGCAGUCUUCUCGAGGGCUUGCAGGGUGCUCCUCUUACCAUCCUGUUUGCUUCCGACAACGGCAACUCGGAGAACCUCGCAAAGCGUCUGGGUAACCGCGGUAAGGCCAGAGGUCUGAAGACCAUGGUCAUGGCCAUGGACGACUACCCUCUGGAGGAUCUGUCGACUGAGGAGAACGUUGUCAUGUUCAGCAGUGUUGCUGGUCAGGGUGAGUUCCCUCAGAAUGGCAGAAACUUCUGGGAGGGUGUCAAGAACUCUACCGACCUGGAUCUCGCUAGUGUCAACUUUUCCGUUUUCGGUCUCGGUGACAGCCACUACUGGCCGAGAAAGGAGGACAAGAUCUACUACAACAAGCCCGCAAAGGACCUAUACUCAAGAGUUCUUACUCUCGGUGGCAAGUCUUUGGUCGACUGUGGUCUUGGUGAUGAUCAGGAUCCCGACGGCUACCAGACUGCUUACAACGAUUGGGAGCCCAAGCUCUGGGACGCACUCGGUGUUGGCAACGUAGAGGGUCUUCCCGAUGAGCCCCCACCAAUCACCAAUGAGGAUAUCAAGAUUGCCUCGAACUUCCUUCGUGGAACUAUCGUGGAGGGUCUCCAAGACCCUUCUACUGGAGCCAUCUCCGCCGCCGAUGCUCAGCUUACCAAGUUCCACGGUACAUACAUGCAAGAUGACCGUGACAUCAGGGAUGAGCGUAAGGCUCAGGGUCUCGAGCCCGCAUACUCCUUCAUGAUUCGCUGCCGUCUGCCCGGUGGUGUCGCUACUCCUGAUCAAUGGGUGCAGAUGGACGCCAUUGCUUCGACCUUGGGUAAUGAGACUAUGAAGUUGACCACUCGUCAGACCUUCCAGUUCCACGGUGUUGUCAAGAGCAAGCUGAAGCCAGCUAUGCAAGCUAUCAACAAGGCUCUCAUGACUACCAUUGCUGCCUGCGGUGAUGUUAACCGCAACGUCAUGUGCAGUAGUCUGCCCGAGCACUCGGAGUACCACAGAGAAGUCUUUGCAAGCUCCAAGCUGAUCAGCGACCACCUGCUGCCCGCCACUACGGCCUACCACGAGAUCUGGCUCAAGGAUGAGAACGACAACAAGACCCAAGUCGCUGGAGAUGCCGUUCAGGACCACGAACCCAUGUAUGGUCCUACCUACUUGCCUCGCAAGUUCAAGAUCACCAUCGCCAUUCCUCCUCACAACGAUACGGAUGUCUACGCUCACGAUGUCGGUCUUAUCGCCAUCAAGGGCGAGGAUGGUCACCUUGCUGGAUAUAACUUCCUUGCUGGUGGUGGCAUGGGUACUACUCACAACAAUAAGAAGACAUACCCUCGUACCGGCAGUCUUUUGGGCUACGUUUCCAAGGAGAAGGUUCACAUUGCUUGUGAGAAGGUCAUGCUCGUCCAACGCGACAACGGUGACCGUACUGACCGCAAGCACGCUCGUCUGAAGUACACUAUGGAUGACAUGGGCGUAGAUGUUUUCAAGGCAGAGGUCGAGAAGUACUGGGGCGACAAGUUCGAGGAGGCUCGUCCAUUCCACUUCAAGAGCAACAUCGACACCUUUGGCUGGCAGAAGGAUGAGAACGGCAAGAACCACUUCACCAUGUUCAUCGAGAACGGACGUAUCGAGGACACUGCCGACUUCCCUAUGAAGACUGGUCUGCUUGAAAUCGCCAAGGUACACAAGGGCGAGUUCCGCCUCACUGGUAACCAGCAUCUCAUUCUUUCCAACGUCAGCGAUGAGGAGUUGCCCAAGAUGAAGGAGAUGAUGGCUAAGUACAAGCUGGACAACACCAACUUCAGUGGCCUUCGUCUGAGCAGUAGUGCUUGCGUGGCCUUCCCCACCUGUGGACUUGCCAUGGCAGAAUCCGAGCGCUACCUGCCCGAGCUCAUUACCAAGCUCGAGGGUGUACUUGAGGAAACUGGUCUUCGUCAGGACAGCAUUGUCAUGCGCAUGACUGGUUGUCCCAAUGGUUGUGCCCGUCCUUGGCUCGCAGAGGUCGCGUUUGUUGGUAAGGCUUUCGGCGCAUACAACAUGUACCUUGGUGGUGGCUACCACGGCCAACGCCUGAACAAGCUUUAUCGCGGAUCCAUCAUGGAGGAGGAGAUUCUUGCCAUCAUGAAGCCUUUGAUCAAGCGCUACGCGAGCGAGAGAAACGAUGGCGAGCAGUUUGGAGACUUCUGCAUUCGUAUCGGCAUGAUCAAGCCGACGACCGAGGGCAAGUACUUCCACGACGACGUCGCAGAAGUUGAGGAUGAAGAGUAA